GUCAGACGAGUGUUCGGUCUCACCAUGAAAAGUGUCCUGGCGUUUGUGUUGCUGCUGUGUGUGUGUGGAAGACACCUUUGUGUUCACAUCAAGGAUGGAGACAAGAUCUUCCCCCUGCAGGCGGUGAAGCAGCUCAAGGCGCUGAUGGAUGUCGGCCCUCAGCUCGCCCAGAGCGUCGCCGAGGCCGUGUGCGCCGACCCCGUCCUGCCGCAGGCCUUCUCCCCUGUGUGCCAAGACGGAGGGGCCGCCGCUGUUUUCUCCAGGCUUGUGAAUGUCCUGUUGUCUUCGGACCCGUGUGAGAUAUGUGCCAACCCCUCCUGCUUCGGCUGCCUGGAAUGAGGCUGUUUUUCAUCCCCAGCAGCGGAAUGACUCUUUAAUGGUUGUUUUUCAGGCAGAUGACGGCCAAAUAAAGAGAAUGUACCGUUUUGUCAUUUGUUGACUAUUGUCUUGCUGAUAAAAAUGUGUUCU
Molecule: messenger RNA, 468 nt
Organism: Nerophis lumbriciformis (worm pipefish)
Lineage: Eukaryota; Metazoa; Chordata; Actinopteri; Syngnathiformes; Syngnathidae
Product: guanylin-like
Cellular component (GO): extracellular region
Molecular function (GO): guanylate cyclase activator activity
Source: RefSeq, a predicted model, not a curated record